Messenger RNA from Podarcis raffonei (Aeolian wall lizard), 3878 nucleotides. It is a transcript of the gene PISD, whose product is annotated as phosphatidylserine decarboxylase. The record is from RefSeq and is a predicted model, not a curated record. Gene Ontology annotation, biological process: phosphatidylethanolamine biosynthetic process. The transcript is spliced from 7 exons. Bases 496 to 1752 code for a protein of 418 amino acids. NCBI's taxonomy places the organism in Eukaryota, Metazoa, Chordata, Lepidosauria, Squamata, Lacertidae. Gene Ontology annotation, cellular component: mitochondrion. Gene Ontology annotation, molecular function: phosphatidylserine decarboxylase activity.
CCCUCUCCGCCUGCUCGCUUGCAUUCAGCCUGGCUAUAGGGAGAGAUGUGCAGGGCUGGCGGGCUGCACUUCUGACAAUAGUGCAUCAGUCCUCGCAGGCAGCUCCAGAUUCGUUGGCGCCGGAGCCCGGCUCCAAUGGCAGCCCCUGGCUGAAGCAGAGCCUCAUAGCGCAGGGCUGGCAUGUGGGAAGGGCUUGCUUUUGUCUCUGCAGGAGGAUGUCGGACUGUGACACAAUGCUUGUUUGUUUGCAAUAGCUGAGACCGUCCUAAGAGGGCAAGAGGCAGGGGCAGAUCGGAGGAGGGAAGACCGGCAGCCAGCAGCGGCGGCAGGGGAAAUUGAGAGCCGUGACAUCGCACCUUUCCCUCUUGUGCCCAGAAGUGAGUGAGGGAAAGAGAGGCAGAAGAGAGGAGGAAGGAAGAGAAAGAUUGAGAGAGAGAGAAAGAGGACGAUGUGUCAGUCAAGCGCCCUGCAGGGACCAGAGCUGCACUCAGGGAAAUGGUGAGAUGCUGCAAAGCUUUAUCUAACCCUCCUCGUUCUUGCUGCAACCUCCACAAAGUUAGAAUUCAUGUCCGGAGGCUGAGCUCAGGGAAUGGUGGCAGCAGCGGCAGCUGUGCUGGGGAGCAGCACCCGCAGCUGGAAAAUCCGGGCCCAGGUGGGGGCACCCCAAAUAGGAGAGCCCGUUUCAGGUUGCAAUUUCCCCAGCUGGCCCUGAGGCGGAGGUUGGGCCAGCUGAGCUGUAUGUCUAGGCCCGCCCUGAAACUCCGUUCUUGGCCUCUGACUAUUCUCUAUUACCUUCUGCCUUUUGGUGCUCUUAAACCCUUGACCAGAGUGAGAUGGAGGCCUAUGAGCAGGGUUUCCCUGUACAAAUCUGUGCCAACGCGACUCCUUUCCCGAGCCUGGGGGCGCCUGAACAGUGUUGAGCUGCCCACCUGGCUCCGGAAGCCGGUCCUCAGCCUAUACAUCUGGACGUUUGGUGUCAACAUGAAGGAGGCUGCUGUGGAAGACCUUCACCACUACAGAAACCUUAGUGAGUUCUUCAGGCGGAAGCUAAAGCCCCAAGCCCGACCCGUCUGCGGCAUCCACAGUAUGAUCAGUCCAUCCGAUGGCAAGAUUCUCAGCUUUGGACAAGUGAAGAACUGUGAAGUGGAGCAAGUAAAAGGCAUCACUUACUCACUGGAGUCCUUCCUGGGUCCACGUGCUGAUAAAGAGAACUGUAAAAGCAAGCCAGCCUCCUCAUUCCAAAAGCAGCUGGUAACAAAGGACUGCAAUGAGCUCUAUCACUGUGUGAUUUACCUGGCGCCUGGAGACUACCACUGCUUCCACUCACCGACCGACUGGAAAGUGUCUCACCGGCGUCACUUCCCAGGCUCCCUGAUGUCUGUGAAUCCAGGGGUUGCUCGCUGGAUCAAAGAACUGUUCUGCCAUAAUGAACGCGUUGUACUCAGUGGCUACUGGAAGCAUGGUUUCUUCUCUCUGACUGCAGUAGGAGCCCAAAACGUGGGAUCAAUCCGCAUCUAUUUUGAUCAGGAUCUGCGCACCAAUAGCCCCAGCUACAGCAAAGGCUCAUACAACGACUUCAGCUUCGUAAACAACAACAAUCAUGAGGGCAUCCCCAUGAGGAAGGGAGAACAUUUAGGAGAGUUUAAUCUAGGCUCAACCAUCGUCCUGAUCUUUGAGGCACCGAAGGACUUUAAUUUUUAUCUGAAGCCUGGCCAGAAAAUCCGCUUUGGAGAGGCCUUAGGAUCUCUCUAGAGACUCCACUGCCAGGGGGCUUUUUAUAUGCAACAGGGACUCAAUUCGUAAAAGGAUAAGUUUCUCUAAGGUGGGAGUAUUGCUCAGCAGGACCUGAGUGAGGAAACUAAAGCCCCCUUGUUCUUAGAACGGGGGGUGCCGGCAGUGCAUUCCCACCAUGAGAGCUGCAGACAUAUCAGGGAUUGUGGCCUUUAGGAAUGUUGACCAGGGUGGCUUUUCUGCUUCUUCCCUGUGCCUGUAGAAAUAGGCAUUUCUCCCCAAGAUGCCAUUUUCAGCCUGCUUUGGCACCAAACGAUGAAGUCUUGGUUGAAAUGCUGCAGUCAGAGGGAGGAAGGAGAGCAGAGAUUCCUGCUUUCAAGGGAUACUGUCAGAUUGACCCAUGUUCCAUAUUUUCUAAUUAUGUCUCUCACCCAGCCGUAUUCUCAAUUUAUGUUUCACACCAGACUGAACAGUCCAAUGCCAAAACCAGGAGACUCAGCAGAGUGGAAUAUAGAAACAUUAAAGAGUUCAUCUGGGUGUGCCAUUGUUUUAGAAACCUCUUAUAAAUCUGGUACUAUCCCUUUAAAACAGAAGUCUGCACUGUAUUUUUAAACCUCAAACACUGUGUCCACAUUCCACAUUUGACUUGAUCUUGUUUUUGUUUUUAGGAAGCCUAUUUUAUUUGUAGCUCGAGCUCACUCUAACCUGGCCAUUCUGUAUUGCUAUUCUGGCCUUAAUCUUUUUUUUUGUUUGUAUGGGAAAUAUCUAGUCUCUUGUUAAGCUGGGGACGUGAAAAAAACCCAGAUUUAUUUUUUUUCUCUGCAAAGGCAGUGGGAAGUCUCUUGUUGUGGACAGCAGUGAAAGCCUCUUUCCUCUCCCUACGCAGCUACUGCCAACUUGCCAGAACCCGAGGACUGGGGGAAAAGAUCCUGUCAGCCCAGGUCUUCCUAAAAAGCAAGAGGAGUAGUCCUCCUCUUCUCAUGUGUGUUAACCAUUUCCCCCACUCUUUGCUGGACUUGCAAAAUACUUAAAAGCCAAAUUUGCCAAAGCCAGCUUGAGAGUUCUAUUCUGAACCUUCAUCCCACACACAUCUAAGUGGGGUUCAGUGGCAAAAUAUUAAGCACUGCUGCGUAGAUCAAUAAUAAGGGGAAUCUUAAAACUUACUAUGCCUUUUUUCCCCUGGGAGGGGAUUCAUAGAAAUUGGUGCCAAAGGGGGGGAGGGCAGUUGAAAAGGGAUUGGUUUAUUUAUGAUGUCUGUGUUUUGUUCUUGACCUCAAGAAACUAAGUUGUGAACAUGGCUGAGGCUCAGGAGUGUUGAGCUCAUUUUGGCUUUAAAACUGCAUCCCUCCCCUUAAAAGUCUCCUCCUUAUGCUUUCCUUGCUUUAGUCUUACCUUGUACACACACACACGAGAGAAGCUGCCCCUUUUAAUGAGCACAGCCAUAAGAAAAGAAGCCAAGGCACGUUUGAAGACGGUGACUGCUAGAAAAAGGAGCAAGUCUUCAUCUGAGGCGUGUGCCAUUUGAGGCAUGGAUGUUUCCAAUGAUAGUGGCUCCCGUCUCUGAUGCUGAUGCAGGGCAGAGAAGUGGCCUUGGUGAUGAUGGCUGGUCAUCCAUCCUUCCUAUCUUUGCACAGUGUGAAGGUGGGUUUUCUAACCAGCUAACUGGCCUGUUUAACCAUAGGAUAGAAUGAUGGGUCACAGCUCCUCUAUUAGUGCAUUAUCAAAAAAGGCAAAACUACCCAAAGGGGGUAAACUUUGCUCCAUCCAUUGCUCCUUCGAUUGCUUCCACUUGGCUGCUUUGCCAGUUCCUCUUUGAGCUUUAAUUUCUUGUUACUCUGCUUGCAGAGCGGCACUGAAGGUUCUGCUGCUUACUGAGGACACGGGAAUUCUGCUGGAUGAACUUCCCGGUCUAGGGGAGGAGAUUGUGGUGGGGGCCUGAGGCUGCUGAGAGCCAGAGGAGGUCACAUUGAUCCUAAGCAAAACGGGAGUGGGUUUCUUAGUGACGCUGUGAAUUUCUCCUGCACGGAGAAUCCAUUUAAUUUUUCAACUGUAUCAGUAGCACAGUAUUUUUGUAUGUCAAAAUGUACAACUUAAAAGACAUUAACUCAUUAAUUGCAAAGGUUUUAAAAUAAAAACGAAUGACUUAC